Messenger RNA from Zootermopsis nevadensis, 1743 nucleotides. NCBI's taxonomy places the organism in Eukaryota, Metazoa, Arthropoda, Insecta, Blattodea, Termopsidae. The record is from RefSeq and is a predicted model, not a curated record.
GGAAACAUAAAGUAGCCGCGUCGUUGUCGUCAUUCUUAUCAUCAUCAUCAUCGUCGUCGUCGUCGUCGUCGUCAUCGUAUUCAUCGCGGGUGUACUGUCGGUGUUCCGAUGGAUCCACCGACGCUGUCCUCCACCUCCUGAGCGGGUCGCCAUCGCCUACAAGAGGAGCUGGUGGGUCAUCGGACGUCACUGGGCGCGCGGACGUCGGUCAGUGGAGACUGGGGAGGAACUUGCGAGCCAGAGGAAGUAGCCACAGAAGCAGCAGAACUGCAGUCUUCCUGCAGACGCGAUGCUCUUCACACGGCGGAGACGACGCCAACUCUUAGCUCCUCUUCCUGUUGACUCUCUUAUUAUCAUAAUAAUAAUAUUAAUACUCAUCAUUAUCAUCGUGCUUUUACCACACACCGCGGUGCAACCUGCUACAGCAGCUGCAGUCAUCGGACAAUGCCCGUGGCCUGCCCGGCAGUGCCUAGCAGCAACGCAACUCCUGUCAGCACAAGCAAAACUCCUGCACCAUCACCACAACACAGUUGCAUCACACUACUGCUGUUCGUCUUGAUACUCCCCAUGAUUACGUCUGGUUCGUCGGAUUGGUACCGGAAUUCCUCCUCGCCGCUCCAGAUGCUGAACCCCUGGCUGUCGGCGUGCGACCUCGUGGACCCGUCGAGUGCGCCAGAUCUGCAGGGCGUCUGCUUGGUUACUUCAACAACCAUGGUGCCCGCCCCAGCACCCACCACAGAUAAUAACCGCGACAGUAAUAAUAAUAAUAAUAAUAAUAAUAAUGAAAAUGGUAAUAGUAAUAAUGUUAAUAAUAACGUGCACCAGAACUGUAGGGUCAACGGAGACAUCUCGGAAGGGCCAGGCCCGCCCCCAGUGUGUCCGUGUGAUUGUGAGGACGUCGGCUCCAUACACUCAACAUCAACAACUACUCCUCAUCAAAAUACUAAUCAGUGCCUUGAUUAUUUGAAUGAAUCGCACAAAAAAUCCGUGUGUGGGAGUAGCCUGACGCCAAGUGAAAGACAGAGCGCCCUUAAAGGGCUCCGGUUCGAACACUGCUGCGAGCACACGGUGGCGGCGUCUCUGGGCGCCGAGGCGCGCGACAAGGUUAUCUUCGGGAACGACAGGCAGACUUGCGAGACGUAUAUGGACGCACUGCUGGAGCUGGAAGCCCUGGCUAAGAGCAUCACAUGCAAAUUUUCUGAGGUCUUGAAGCGAUACGACUGCAGCCAGCCCUACUCCGUCAACUUCCAGUGUGCAGAUUGCAAGUAAUGUUGCAGAUGCGCGAUUCGUGACGCAGGGAAGGAACUAUUUCGUAACAGAGCCAACUGCGGUGCCGGGCGAGAACAUCGAGAGCAUUGCACGCGAUCAUCUUUGAUUCAACGGCACUCGGACACCAGAGUGAGGAACAUCCACUGGUCCACGUCCCUGACAUCGGGAAUCUGCACGGGAGACUAAUACUUACGACUUCGGUUCUUAUAAAUGUAUUCUCUUUAGAGCCAUGAACACCCCUGAACACAGCCGAAUAUACUCGGUUCUAUGGCUGUUGGUAUAUAAAUCAGCACUUUUCACAGACUUAAGAUCGGUACAAACACUUUCUCAUUCAAUUCGCUUUAUUGGUUUUCAAAGUUAGUUUAAAAUUCUGCCUAACCAUAGACGCUGUAAGUCCGUAAGUUUCUGGUGUAACCUGCCAUCACAAUUUCACAGGAGCCCACCCUCAGCUAAUUUGAACUUCAUUAACGACCC